Molecule: messenger RNA, 1697 nt
Organism: Patiria miniata (bat star)
Lineage: Eukaryota; Metazoa; Echinodermata; Asteroidea; Valvatida; Asterinidae
Product: alpha-N-acetylgalactosamine-specific lectin-like
Exons: 1
Coding region: 89-595 (168 amino acids)
Source: RefSeq, a predicted model, not a curated record
GCAAUGCCAUCUCAUCUCUUAGUCUCACCCUGCAACUGCAAUUUGGUUUGUGACACUCAGAGGUGUAGGAAGACAACUUGUAAACAGCAUGGCUUUCAUGCGAGCCUUGUGCUUCGUCCUGUUGGUGGGUUUUACUGCGGCAUUUCAACCAGACUGCUCGUCGAAAUGCCCACCUAAGUGUCCACCGAUGUGGACCUUCUACAAUGGCAACUGCUACCGUUAUUUCGGCACCGUCAAGACCUUCGCUCAGGCUGAGAAUCACUGCAAGGAGUUCACUCAAGUCGGCCAGUGUCACCUGGCGUCCGUAGCCAGCGUUGAGGAGAAUUCUCUGCUGCUCACGAUGUUGAAGUCGGUCCGUGGGACUACUACAUCCAGCAGCAUGUGGAUCGGCUUCACUGACGUGGCAGAGGAAGGGAACUUCAUCUGGACAGAUGGGUCAGCGGUCGGCUUUACCAGAUGGAGAAGUGGCCAGCCCUGGAUCAAAGCUGGUGAAGCGGACUGUACCGAAAUGGUAAGCGGAUGGGAUGGCGAAUGGAAUGACGACCCAUGCGGCUCUACGAAAGCCUACAUGUGCCAGAUGGCAACUUCAAAGUAAAUCCCACCACAACGGACGACCACGGAGAUUCGUAAGAACAAUUUUGUAACAUCAAACCUGGAACAAAACGACACCAAGUCGAUGUCAUCGCCAUAAUCGCCAAACUGUUCUACCAAACGGACACUCUCUAACAGUUUCACUUUAAAACUAAACGGUUGAAUUUCGAGGUGUGGACUGCUGUCCGGCUACACAGUGAGAAUGAACUUCACACCUUCAUGGCUUACACGUUUAAGAACACACGCAUCCUUUCAAACAAUUUGGCUUUGACCAAGUAUCGAGGUUAAUAGUGAGACAUCCAUUGAAGACCACAACCAUCGGUGAACUAAUCUGCUGGUUUAGGCGUACGCUUAAGCCGCACACUUAUCUCCAAACACUUAGGAAACAAGGAACAAAAAUAGUUUUCAAUUAAAAUCCUCAGAUUACAGGCUCCAACAGUUUUUGCUUCAAUUAACUGGACACCUUGCUUUAAUUUUAUAUUCAUUUACUCUUGAAAUCUCCUAUAAUUUGCUUUGUCGUUUAAUGUUCGAAUUAUUUUUAAUUUCUGGUAAAUUCUGUUAUCAUUAGAAUGUAAGUUUAUUGAUGUUUAAAGUUCAAAUUCUUGUUAUUGUUUAUGUAUCAGUAGAGAACAUUUGUUGGUCAAUUCCACUGUCUAAGUGCAAGUCUAUAUGCUCUGAUUUUCAUGGAUGGACUAAUUAAAGAUAUUAAGUUAGUGAAUAUAAAAAAACCUGGAUCCAUUUUAAUUCAUGCCGAACACACCAGAUAAAUUCAGUCCAUUCUUGGAUAAUUUGCAACGAAAUAUUAAGAACCGAUACCAGUUGUCAAUGCUUAACCUACCCGCCGACGAAUUACCACUGAGAUGAUGGACAUUUUUUUUCCUUUAAGAUUUAAAAUUCUAAACUUUACAUUUUUCUGUCAUCAUUAUCCACGAUUGAGUGUCUCAAAAUAGUUCCAACGUGUUUUAACUAAAAUUUGUUUCUUUAAUAUUUUUCUUAUUCUUAAAGUUGUCGAAUUUUUAUUGCCGACUUUGUUGUUGUUAUUUGCAUGAUCAAUCUUAUUUUACUCCUUAAAUAAUCGUAGAUUAAAAAUGUCGCAUGAAACAUUG